Messenger RNA from Angiostrongylus costaricensis, 198 nucleotides. NCBI's taxonomy places the organism in Eukaryota, Metazoa, Nematoda, Chromadorea, Rhabditida, Metastrongylidae. The record is from the annotation of a GenBank genome assembly.
CGUGGUGGUUUUGAGCCGAAAAUGACGAGAAGGGAAGCAGCUAUGAUUCUUGGGAUUCCUGCGACAGCGAAUCCCGCCCGAAUUAAGGAGGCUCACAGGCGUAUUAUGAUAGUCAAUCAUCCUGAUCGAGGUGGUUCACCAUAUAUCGCAUCGAAAAUUAAUGAAGCGAAAGAUUUAUUGGAGUCAUCGAAAAGCUGA